AUGGCCGGGCCAGGGUUUCGGGGCCACACCGCUGGACGGUUGCUGCUGCUCCUCCUGCUGCUGCUGCUGCCACCACAGGCUCUGCCCGAGGGACCCCUGGUCUUUGUGGCUCUGGUGUUCCGCCAUGGCGACCGCGCCCCACUGGCCUCCUACCCCACAGACCCACACAAGGAAGCUGUCUCCAGCCUGUGGCCUCGAGGCUUGGGCCAGCUGACCCGGGAGGGGAUCCGACAGCAGCUGGAGUUGGGACGCUUCUUGAGGAGGCGCUACAAGGCCUUUCUGAGUCCCGAGUAUCGGCGGGAGGAGGUGUACAUCCGUAGCACUGACUUUGACCGCACCCUGGAGAGUGCUCAGGCCAACCUGGCUGGGCUGUUCCCAGAGGCCGCCCCGGGGAACCCUGAGGCUGACUGGAAACCCAUCCCAGUGCACACGGUGCCUGUUAGUGAGGACAAGCUGCUGAGGUUCCCCAUGCGUAGUUGUCCCCGAUACCACGAGCUGCUACGUGAGUCCACGGAGGCUGCCGAGUACCAGGAGGCUCUGGAGGGCUGGACGGACUUCUUAAGUCGCCUGAGCAACUUUACGGGGUUGUCGCUGGUUGGGGAGCCCCUUCGCAGGGCGUGGAAGGUUCUGGAUACACUGAUCUGCCAGCGUGCCCAUGGUCUCACCCUCCCAUCCUGGGCCUCCCCGGAUGUCCUGCGGACACUUGCACAGAUCUCGGCUUUGGAUAUCGGGGCGCACGUGGGUCCACCCAGGGCAGCAGAGAAGGCCCAGCUGACAGGAGGGAUCCUCCUGGAUGCCAUCCUGAGCAACUUCUCCCGGGCCCAGCGCCUGGGGCUGCCCCUGAAGAUGGUCAUGUACUCAGCUCAUGACAGCACUCUGCUGGCCCUCCUAGGGGCCCUGGGCCUCUAUGAUGGCAGGACCCCAACCCCACCCUAUGCUGCCUGCCUAGCCUUUGAGUUCCGAAGGCGCCUCAAGGAGCAGGAAGAUGACAAAGAUGGAGGGAAUGUCACCAUCUCCCUCUUCUACCGCAACGACACCACCCGCCCACCCCUGCCCCUCAGCCUCCCUGGCUGUCCUGCCCCUUGCCCACUCAGGCGCUUCCAUCAGCUGACAGCUCCUGCCCGGCCUCCUGCUCAUGGGGCUCGCUGCCAAGGUUCCUAUGACCCUGCCACCUCCCCAGCCACAGCUGUGCCCCUGCUCGCUGGAGCUGUGGCCGUGCUGGCGGUUCUCAGCCUGGGGCUGGGCCUGCUGGCCUGGAGACCCAGCUGCCUGCGGGCCUUGCGGGAGGCCGUGUGAGCAGGGGCAGCCCUUCCCCCCAGUCGCCACUGGAUCCCAACACGUGUGCUCACCUGCUGCUCUGGCUGGUCACUUACUGCGCGUGGGGAACAAGGGCUGGGCGGCUCUCUGGCUAAGUGUGUGUUGCUGUGUGCACAUGCCUGGACGUUUGCGUGGAUACGCACUCAAUGUGCUUGUAUGGGUUGGGACAUGGGUGUUCACACACGGUGCGCAUGCACCCAGGUGGGAAGCACGCCUCAGGAGCCACAUGGGACUUCACCCUUCACACGCAGCCCACACCCCACCCCACCAACAGCUGUGUAGCCAAGGGUGACUGCAAGUGAGUGGUGCUGGUCAGUAAGGUAACUGCUGACCA
Molecule: messenger RNA, 1651 nt
Organism: Castor canadensis (American beaver)
Lineage: Eukaryota; Metazoa; Chordata; Mammalia; Rodentia; Castoridae
Gene: Acp4
Product: acid phosphatase 4
Biological process (GO): regulation of neuronal synaptic plasticity; lysosome organization; negative regulation of ERBB4 signaling pathway
Cellular component (GO): postsynaptic membrane; lysosome
Molecular function (GO): acid phosphatase activity; receptor tyrosine kinase binding; protein tyrosine phosphatase activity
Source: RefSeq, a predicted model, not a curated record